Puccinia graminis f. sp. tritici CRL 75-36-700-3 is the source of this 297-nucleotide messenger RNA. RefSeq lists its product as uncharacterized. The coding region runs from base 1 to 297 and encodes 98 amino acids. Lineage: Eukaryota; Fungi; Basidiomycota; Pucciniomycetes; Pucciniales; Pucciniaceae. The record is from RefSeq and is a predicted model, not a curated record. The transcript is spliced from 2 exons.
AUGGCUCGUGUGCGCAGGUUCACGUGUUCAAGCAAACCUCGGUCGUUAAGUGACGGCCCGGGACGAGGCGGCACCGGAAACCUCCUAGCUCUGACAGCCCCACAUACCCGGCCCCACACUCGAAUUCGGGCUAUCGAUGAGCCAGUGGGUUAUCGAUGCAGUGAAAUCGCACAUAGCAACCAAGCGUGCCCGGAGAACGACGUAGUAAUAUAUCGAUAUGGAAAUAAAUCAAAAUGGAUUCAUUCCGGGAUCACUAGCCUCCACGUAUACUGUCAUUUCGGCACACAAAUUCCGUGA